Molecule: messenger RNA, 9532 nt
Organism: Armigeres subalbatus
Lineage: Eukaryota; Metazoa; Arthropoda; Insecta; Diptera; Culicidae
Gene: Utx
Product: histone demethylase UTY
Exons: 10
Coding region: 1321-5076 (1251 amino acids)
Biological process (GO): regulation of gene expression
Cellular component (GO): MLL3/4 complex
Molecular function (GO): chromatin DNA binding; RNA polymerase II cis-regulatory region sequence-specific DNA binding; histone H3K27me2/H3K27me3 demethylase activity
Source: RefSeq, a predicted model, not a curated record
UUUCGACGGUCGGCCAACGCGUUCGGACGAACAACGAACGACGCGUGAUACGUGUGGAGUGUGAGUGUUGUGUCGCCUGCCCCUGGGAUCAGAGAGAAGGUUCAUCAAGAGUUCUCAAUCGGUAGAGAAUCUAGGAAUUGGAAUUGAAAUCGGAUUGCUAUGUGAAGGGUUUCGUGCGGAGCAUUAAACGUGAAAAGAGAAAAAAACGGUGAAUUAAAACCUAGCUGAUUUUGUUCCCUACUCUACUGUAGUUGUUUAUUCAACCCAAAGCGAGAAGUUCAGAAGAAUCUGAUAGCUUUGCGCGAGUGGAAAGAAGAGCUUGUGCCAGGGGGAGAGAAAAAAGUGUUUUGUAGGCAGGAAAGUAUUAGGUGGGAAUCGUGAGAGGUUAAUGGGAAGCAUAGAAGCAUACGAAGCAAAAAGUGUGAUAUGUGUUCCGAAGAAAGGAGAUGGGAAAACGAGGAAAUAUCAGUGUUCUCUAGUUUUAAUAAAUAUUUAGGGUGUUAAGAUGUGCUCUUGUUCGGGUUUUAAUAACUGCCAGAUCGUAAUUUUACAAACGAAAUCUUUUUAAAUUUGCGGAAGCCGUACCGAAGAAAACUUGUUUAAAGGUAUUUUCCGAACUGUUACCAAACCAGGAAAAACUUUCAAGAAAUAAUCCGUACCAAGUGAGGAAAUUCUCCGUAUAUUAUUGAUUCCCGAGUGUUGUUCAACUACACUGCCAUCGUUGUGUGCGAGCGUAUGUGUGCGUUAUUAUGGUGGUGUUUUCGCCACAAAGUGAAUACUCCCGUUCUAUACGUACAUGCCACUGCCAAGUCAGCUCAAGACCAGAGCCAGACUCGCUUUCUACACACAACAUCGAGAAACCCAAACCAUCCCAUCGUCAGCAACAUCAUCAUCAUCAUCAUCAUCAACGCCGUCGUCGUCACACACAGAAGAAUGGUCGUGAAUGGUCGCAGGCGGUGGAGUGAAGUGAAAUAAAAGUACAUGUGCUCGAUCGAAGCAGAGAAAGAGAGUAGCAAGUAGGAAAAGCAUCCAACCUAGAGCAGGGUUGAAGUGAGCAGCAUUGGAGCGGACUGCCGAUAACGAAACAAUAGAAAGAUAAUUUGUUCAAUGGAAGUUUAAAUCAAGUGAAAGAGAAACGAGUGCUGUUUGGGAACAAUAUUGAACCGGAAGCUAAGAGAUUCUGAAAAAAGUGUGGGCGGUUAUCAUAAUAACGGAUUCAACUGAUUGAUUGACGAAAGGUCGAUAAAAUCAUUCCAGCAAUUGCUGUACGUCUGUCCGGACUUCACGCGUGCCAAUGAGGUCCACCUGCGUCUUGGGCUUAUGCUCAAAGUGAAUGGAGACUACGAGCAAUCGUUGAAGCACCUGCAGCUCGCGUACUCCGACUCGUCGCCGUGCACCUUCGGCAAACUUGAAAUCCAAUUCCAUAUCGUGCAUCUGUAUGAAGUGCAGAACAAGUUCAAAACUGCCAGGCGAGAAUACGAGAAGCUGCUCGGGGACAAACAGCUGACACAACUGGCACCAGCACUGAAGGCCGACAUCUGCCGUCAGCUAGGAUGGAUGUACCACAGCAUUGAACCGCUCGGAGAGAAGGCUCAGCGCGAACGAUCCGCCAUUCACUGUUUGCAGAAGUCGAUCGAAGCCGACCCCAAGUCUGGGCAGACGUUGUAUCUACUCGGGCGGUGUUUUGCCGGAAUCAAUAAAGUGCACGACGCUUUCAUUGCCUAUCGCAAUUCCGUCGAGAAGAGCGAAGGAAACGCCGACACAUGGUGCUCCAUAGGAGUACUCUACCAGCAGCAGAAUCAGCCUAUGGAUGCAUUGCAGGCCUACAUAUGUGCCGUGCAAUUAGAUAAAUCCCAUUCGGCCGCCUGGACCAAUCUUGGCAUUCUGUACGAAAGCUGCAAUCAACCACGUGACGCCUAUGCGUGUUAUCUGAACGCUACCAAAAAUCCAGACGGACAGCAAUCGACCGUUGUGUCAGCCUUAUCCACUGCCAGUUGUACCACGAACGCCGGUACAACACCAACAGCAACUACCACCUCCACAGCUCCCAACUUUUCCGGUACCGGAACAACAGGGCCGACCCCUGCCACAGUCACUCCGUCCCCAACGGCCCCGUCGUCAGCAACAGGAACAGCAGCAGCAGCGACAGCAAACUCAGGUGCACGAAGCGGCGGGGGAGCUAGCCUUACGGACUCGACCGCGGCCAGCAGCGGUCCCGUCAAACCGCAGAGCCUUGCCCAAAGGAUCAAGUUUCUCCAACAGCACCUGGCACACGCACCUAUGCCGAGUAUUACUUCCAAACGGCGGCAGCUACCGUCGAUCGAGGAAGCGUGGAAUUUGCCAAUCUCGAACGAAAUGAGCUCCCGGCAGCAACAGCAAGCGGCCCAGGCCCAACAGCGACAGUUCCAGAAAGGUUAUGUACAGGGUAAUCAAGCACAAUUCCCCGGAAACAAUGCAGCAGCGAACAAGCGCUUCAAGCAGGAGGAUGGCCGACAGCAGGCUCCCAUGCCAAACUUCUAUCUUAACCAGCAACAACUGCAGAUGCUUCAGUAUCUUCAGCAGAACCAGAAUAAUCUCAAUGCCCAGCAGCAGCAGCUGCUCCAACAGUAUGCCAAUCAGUAUCGGCUGAUGCAGCAGCACCAGCAACAGCUUCGUCUGCAACAAGCCCACCAACAACGGAAUCAACAGCAAGGAGGGGCACCGACGCCAUUCCAAGGUCAGCAGCAGCAACAGCAGCAGUCGCCGCAAUCUCAAGCUGGCUAUGGCCAGCAACAAACUCUGCAGCCGCAACAGCAACCCCAACUAGCUGGAAAUGGAAACUUUGCCGCCAUUAGUGCGCAGAUGUUUAAAAGUACGACGACGACGGGAACGUAUGGCAAUGGAAGUUUUCAGAGUCAAACCAAUGCUGCCUUCACGCAGAUCACAUCGACCAAUCAGUCGGAUUUAGAUCAAGAACUACAAGCCCUGCUUUCAUCCAAGGACGACACUGCCAACUUUGCAGAAACGCUUCUCAAGCAGUUCGGGUCCGACGAUUUGGACAUCAAAGACAUCAAACCGCUGGAUCAGCAGCAUAACGGCACUGUACUUCCUGCCGAUUCCACCUCAUCCCGGUUCGAUGGGGAGAAAUCGCCCACCAUCAAAGCCGAAGCUACCUCGUCUACCGGUUCCAGUAGUACGUCGACAGCGGCGGCGGCGGCGGCAGCAGCCAAACGUCACCUCUUGGCGAAACACGAUAUCAAGUUGGAACCGGUCAUCAAGAUCGAAAAACUUUCCGAGCCAUGCAACAAACCCGCCUUCUCUAUCGACAUGACUGCCAAGGAGUUGCUGCAGGCUGCCAAAAAAUCCGAUCUCAAAGACGUUGCAGCGAUCAGUUCGACCCUGCCCAUGGACGUGCCGCCACCUACACCACCGGAAUGUCCACCGCAAAGACUAACCCGCGAACAGCUCCAACCUCCGACGCCAUCAGUGUUCCUCGAAAACAAGAAACAUGCGUACAGUCCCCAGCUGCAGGAGUUCUGCCUAAAGCAUCCGAUCGCUGUGGUACGACAACUGGGUGCGGCCCUCAAGCUGGAUCUCGGUCUGUUCUCGACUAAGACCUUAGUGGAGGCCAACCCGGACCACAGUAUUGAGGUGCGGACGCAGGUCCACCAGUCGGCCGACGAGAACUGGGACCAGUCGAUGAAGUCCAAGGUGUGGGCCUGCAUUUCGCAUCGGUCGCAUACGACCAUUGCCAAGUACGCACAGUAUCAGGCCUCUAGUUUUUCUGAUAAAAUCAAGGAGGAGCGCGAUAAGCUGGCCGGUAUCGUAAGUACCAACUCCGACUCGGACUCCAAGGAUUCGCUUACGAAUAAUAGUAGCGGGACCGGUUCGAACAACGGUAAACGGAAAAAGUGCAAAAAUAGCAAUAAAAUGUUGCGAUUCGGUACCAACGUUGAUCUCUCGGACGAACGCAAAUGGAAAACCCAGCUGCAGGAAUUGCAAAAGCUGCCUCCGUUCGCGCGAGUUGUGUCCGCCGCCAAUAUGCUCUCGCAUGUGGGUCAUAUGAUCCUGGGCAUGAAUACGGUGCAGUUGUAUAUGAAGGUGCCGGGCAGCAGGACACCCGGUCAUCAGGAGAAUAACAACUUCUGCUCGAUCAACAUCAACAUCGGACCGGGCGAUUGCGAGUGGUUUGCGACACCGGAUUCGUACUGGGGUGGCAUCCAGUCGCUGUGCGAAAAGAACAACAUCAACUACCUGCACGGAUCGUGGUGGCCGGCGCUGGAGGACCUGUAUGCGGAGAAUAUUCCGGUGUACAGGUUUACCCAGAAGCCCGGCGAUCUGGUGUGGGUCAAUGCUGGUUGUGUGCACUGGGUGCAGGCCAUUGGAUGGUGCAACAAUAUUGCAUGGAACGUGGGUCCGCUUACGGCGCGGCAAUAUGAGCUGGCGAUCCAAAGGUACGAAUGGAACAAACUCGAAAGCUACAAAAGCAUAGUACCGAUGGUGCACCUGAGUUGGAAUCUGGCGAGAAAUAUUAAGGUCUCCGACCCGAAGCUGUUCGACCUGGUCAAAACUUGUCUGAUGCAAACCAUGCGGCACUGUAUGCAGGUGUUGGAGUUUGUCAAAUCGAAGGGCGUCGAAGUGCGGUUUCAUGGACGGGGAAAGAACGAAGCGUCACACUAUUGCGGACAAUGUGAAGUGGAAGUUUUCAACAUCCUCUUCAUCCGGGAACAGGAAAAACGUCAUGUUGUACACUGCAUGGGCUGUGCUCGGAAGCAGGCCCCCAACCUGCAAGGUUUCGUUUGCCUUGAGGAAUACAAGAUGGUUGAGCUGAUGCAGGUGUACGACGCGUUCGCUCUACACAUACCGCCGCCACCCCUUUCGGCAUCACCCUCGAUCCAACAACAACAACAGCAACAGCAGCAGCAACAACAACAACAACAGCCAUCUUCGUCGUCCUCGGCGCAUCAGCUAGGAGCAUCCUCAUCCAUCAUCUCCAUCAGUUCAUCUUCGUCCAGUUCGUCGAUAGGGGCCACAGUGGUCGGUAGCAGUCAGACGGCAACGAGCACCAGCGCCGUAACGCCCAUGCAGGUGUCGUAAGAGCUGGCACGCCACCAGAAAACGAAGGUUUAGUUCAAUUUCACCAAAACUUCAAAGACUUAACUGAUCCCUCCCGACGACGACGCCGACGAUGAUGCAGAGCCCGCGCCGCGUGCGAAGAGUGUGCGAAGGAGCAAGGUCGAAACUGAGGAAAAAGUGUGUAAUUUGUACAUGAAAGGAUUCUACAUUUUGUGUGUACAUAUCUAAAUUGCAAAUUUAUCUUUAUGAAUAUAUUUACAUACGGAAUAUAAAAUGGUUGAAAUGCUGACCGCUCUGCUAGCAGGGCUAAUGUCGAGCUUUGAAACAAAAAACAAAAAAACGGGAACUCGUAAUUAUUUAUAUGCAACCAAACACUGCUUUACCGAAUUCAAAUAUGCUCCUAAUAUUAUAAAUUAUAUUUUAUGGGAUAAGGCUCGCGUGUUAGUAAAUUGAUGGAUGCAAACGGUGAAGACGACUCACCGUCUGUGGUUGAUUUCGCGCCAAUUCGUUCAAAAAAGGAAACUUUCUAUCUCAGCGCCCGGAAAUAUCUGAGGGUUUUAGAUAGCUUUGGAUCGGAUUAUGAUGAUCUAGAUGCACGAAUGUUAUCAUAACCUCAGAUUUUUAUCAGAUUCUAAAAGUUGGCGGCUGAUGUCUUUUGUCAAUUGGCGUGAAUUCUACCUCGUGCAGAUUUCUCCUGAAGUAAACCUUAUAAGUAGCCUAAUUUAUUCUAAUUCUAAAACGGAGAUUUCACCCAUUUGUGUUAAAAGGAGACAAUGCUAUCGAUGCAGUGGAUGGUUUGGGAUAUCGUCAGGCGCGGCAAACUGGAUGUGUGAUCGGCUUUUUAUUGGUCCUCACAGUUUCCAAGUAAUCAAGAUACCAAGAUGGAAAAACAAUAGUGUUUCGUUUCGUAAGAAAACCGGUAAAAAUACAAACAGCCCUCAGGAACUUUAAAAUUAAAAUAGUCUACAAGGAAACACAGAAGCAAACAGAUGAAACAAAGAAACGUAGCUCGAUCUAAACAAAUAAGUUAACAUUUAGAAGCGGAAAGUAAGCGAAAAAUUUGUCUGAGCACUCUGCACAAAAACAGCAUAACAACAACGUAUAUAUUUUUAUCAGAAGAAUCAUCGAACAUAGCGUAACCAUAUUGAAUCUAACAUCGCGUCAACCACUUGCAUUCCGAGUGUGUAAAGAGCUUCGAGUAACGAUAAAAAGCAAUUUUCACCGAAACGUUAGCGACAACAACAACGGUUUGCUGUUGUGGCGGUUGCGGCUGCGAUAAUAAUAACACAAUCACAUUCACUCACAACAACAACAAAACAAUCAUCCGCCACCUCCCACCCACAGCAUUACACUAAUCCUAUAAUGUGCGUAGUUGCAUAACGAAACACGAUGAACCAUAACUGAGAACAGGAGGCAGAUUUGGCCCAAGAAGUUGCGAAUAAACGGAGUCCAUUUAGAACAGUAAGUAGAACAAGCAGAGGGUGGUGACAGAUUUCUAGACGAAGUAGUUCAGGAAAGGGGAAGUAGGAUGGAAAGGUUAUGGGGGGAAGAAUAAACGAGUAUUGAAAAGACGGAAUGCGUCGAACGGUACCACCGGUUAGGUUAAAUUAAACAGAAGUUGGUUGGUUUUUUGGGGUGUGAAGAAGCUUGUUGCAGGCUAUUGGAUUAUUGAACUAGAUUUUCCUCAGAUACCAGGCUAUUUAGUAGUUAUGAUAAACUUUAAAAAGUUCAUCAUCAACAGUAGUAUUUUUUUAAAUUCUAAUUCUACUCACUCGUAUUUUACCCGAAUUUAAUGCAAAGUUUACUCGAGUUUUUUUUUGUUCAAUACAAUGAUCAAUAAUCAGACGUGAGGUAAGUUGAUUUUGGUCAUUCUCACGUGAGGUGGACGGGUUAUUCAAAUACGAGCAUCCGAAACGAGAGCAAUCGCACGUUAUUCGUAGAAUAAGCCCAAUGGUAUGUUCCCCUUUUUUAUCGUUGAUUUUUUUAAUUUAUAACUUAGGUAAGAAACUAUAACCGUAACAUGACUAAAGAUGCUUAUAGAGUUGCAUAUUGCGUCAAGAUUUGAAAAUUGGUCGAAGGGAUUCUUCUAAAAUUGGAGUAUCGUAACCGCAUUACAUAUUAAUUUUUAUACCAGUCACUAUUAUGCUAUUUUUGCUCUUCAGCUCGCAUUGCAAUUAGGAAUUUAAAUUCAAUAGAUGUGUUCUAUUUGCGCGUGGGUAACGAACCUGGAUUAAAUCAGGCAUAUUACGCGAGCACGCCAGAUCUACAACGGGACAUCCAUCUAAUCUAGUACUGCACAAGCACUUUGGCCCAAUAAAAACCAACCGACUCAUACACAAGCGUACACAAUUUGUUUGAGGUCGAUUCAACGCUGCCCAUCUGAUCUCAUCUAAAAUUUAUUUUGCCCCAACAGCGUCGGAUAAAUCCUAUAUGAUGCGGGGCAAGCCGUAGAAAUUAUUUAUAAUGGCUUACUAAAUUUAUGUAAAUGAAAAUUUGUCAAUGUUUUAGUGGACAAAUGGCUUGUUUUUUUUUUGGUUACAGCGUAAUCGAAAUUUACCCCCUAAUUUUGAGGAACUCCAAGGAGUUCGAAGAUCAAUUUCAAGGCGUUUAAGUUUAGGAUAGUUAAAUUUUUGCCGACCGUCAUUCUAUUGAACAACAGUGUGUAUGUCAAAUUCCGUACGUAGAUGGUCGAGGGGAAUGCAAGAUAGGAAAGUGAAGAUAGGAAGGUUGUGUAAAGCAGAGCUGAGUCGUAAUUCGAUGAUAAUCCAUAAGGUGCUUUAGUUUGGAGCUGAGAUUGUACGUUCUUAGCUAGAUUGUAUGUUUGUAUGUAUGUGUAUGACUAUAUAGUACUAGAAUGUAAUCGGGAAGUAAUAGGCUUAGGUGUGUUUACUUGGAAGCUAUAUUAGCAUUAAUGAAGAAGAAGAGGUUGGUGUUAAGACACCUAAGGGGUUUAGCACGAUUUAGUAAUGGGUUAGGAAAGAAAUGAUCGUUUUAGAAAAAAAGUAAAACUCUUCCUUCCGGGAGUCUAAAUGAAAAAAAGCUUAGGUUAGGUGUUUCGUUUCGUUAUAGGUUUAGGUUAGUCGUGGAAAGGAAGUACUAGAACUAACGAUGAAGAGCAUAGUUGAUGUCAUUCAUAAACUUUCCCGAGCACAGUCAUAUUUCGCCCAAUCAACUUCUGCUUGCAAAGUGCUAGAAUGAAGCGACACCGGAAGAUCCAGCAAAGUCAUGUUUUUUCUCGGAAUAAAAUUUUUGAAUCCAAAAUUAGUAGUUGCAAAACUACGCUUCAAAAUUUUUAUCAGUUUUUUUUCUCUAAAAGCGGAUUACUAGAAUCAACUUCAUGGAUUAAGAAAAUCUAUGGUGAACUCCAUUCGCCAGAGGAAAGAGCAUUUUCUCUCGGAGUAAAUUGUGUAUAAAGCAUGUUUGAGGUUAUAUUAAAUAAUCGCAUGAUAAGGAAUGACCAGUAUAUCACUGCCAAUUUAAACUGAAUUAAUUCCAUAUUGCGACACGAUGCAAAUCCGAUAAGGAGGAAUUAGUUCGUACCGAAGAAGAAAGAAGAGGAUAAAACGAAAAGUGGGAUGUCAGAAUGAACGAGAGAGAAUGAGCAAACGCCUCCAAUUAUAAUUGGACUGGAACAGUGUACAGUUAGAAUUCGAAUAAAAUGAGAAAUAACUCAUGUAAAAAGUUGAUUAUUAACCUCUUUAAUUCUUAUCAGUAAAAUUAUCAAAACAAUUGGAAAAUCUAAUCUUAAUCGACACUUUCGCUACGGUAACGAAACGUAUUGACCACAGAACUCAAAGAAAUAAACGAGAAAACAAGAUUGAAGCCAAACAGCAAUUUGGUAACGAGCGCGAUGCAGAUGAAAAACAUGUCUUUCAGCGUAUAAUAUAAGGAAACAUUGCAGGAUUUUCACUCACUCAAAGAUUCAGGCCCACAAACCCAUUCAGCAGAAGAAACACAAGAGACCAUGAAACCAGAAAACUACUAUUUUCAUUCACCUACACCCGCGAUAGCUCCCGUAACUUCCCACUUGUAUCAAUAAAAGCACAGCAGCGCCGCCAUAUUGAAAAAUAGACAAAACAUUCGAAAGCAUGGAGUACUAUAUAGAACAAAUCGGAUUUUUAUUCGUUUAUCAGUGUGUUUGCUGUUGUAACGACGUUCGUUUUCGGUUGUAAAUAGUAAAAAAUAAUUUCAGCGGAAAAAAUCAACAAAAAAUAAUGGAAAUUACUUACCUCACAGAAAAAGAAAGAAAACAAAAGAAUAGAACGUCUUUGUAAAUAAGCAGGCAAAUUUAAACAUCAAAUUACUUUGAAAAAAUCUAAAAAACAAAAGCAAAAUAAAAACGUUUACAACAUUGCAUUGAUUAGUUUAGUAAUCAAUCAUGACAGUUUUUAGUAUAGCAUUUAAGUGGUACAUAUGAACAGAGAACAAAAGUAAUCUUAUUUAAUUCAAUAUUAUUUAUCACCUAAACAAAAAACAA